GACAAUCUUAACUGUCGACACCGACUACUUCAGGAAGCUGAAGCACGACAUCGGCCUUGCGGCAGCGUUCUCUGAAAUCGAAGCCUUUUCUUAUGGCGCAGUGGCUCGAAUUUUUGAAGCAUACGCCGCAGUCUCCACCGACCGCGCUAAGCGUAGCGAACUCGAAUGUCACCCUCAAUUGCCCUUCGCUAAGUACAACUCCACUGCUGCAUCGAAGAAGGAUCCUAUUGUACAUAAAACUUGGCUUUUGGGUGGAGGUUAAGACAUAUAUACCUCACUGGCAGGCUGAUGACGAUAACAGCGACCACGGCAGCAGCGGCGGCGACGACGACGACAGCGACGAUAACAACAACAGCGAUGGCGACGGCUGCAAUGAUAGUGAUGACGACGACGACCGCAACGAUAGCGAUGACGGUGACUGUUACAGUAACGACGACGACAGUAAUGGCACGGACAUUCGGGGCGACGAAGCACUAGCACGUGCCAUUGAGCAAGUAAACGUACAAGCUGCCUUUACGUUUGACUUGCUGCCCAACGGCGAACCUAGCUACUACGCCUUCAUCAUUGCGCUCGACCGUUUCUCUCUGCUCCACUACAUUCGCCCGGGCACCAACAAACAGGCAGGUGGAGGAAUGGCUGGAGAGGAAGACCACGAGGCAGAUCCUGGCCUGGACAUACCUGGUCUGCCGCCAAUGCCUGAUAUACCCAAGGUUGUUUACUGGAACCAGCUCAUUUUCACCCCUGGAAUGAAAGGGUUUUCUACUGUCUUCCUGGAUGCACUAGCUUGUGCGACAAAGCACCUUGGGCUAAAUCAUCAGCCCUCAUGGUUUGACCCCAAACCUGGAACGACUCAUGGUACUAGGCUGAGAGAGGAGUUCGAGCAGUUCCUUCAGCGUGAACAGGUGUGUUGAGCCAAUCUUUGAGC
Phanerochaete carnosa HHB-10118-sp is the source of this 925-nucleotide messenger RNA. RefSeq lists its product as uncharacterized. The record is from RefSeq and is a predicted model, not a curated record. The transcript has a single exon. NCBI's taxonomy places the organism in Eukaryota, Fungi, Basidiomycota, Agaricomycetes, Polyporales, Phanerochaetaceae. The coding region runs from base 93 to 911 and encodes 272 amino acids.